This is a messenger RNA of Hyalella azteca, 489 nucleotides long. RefSeq lists its product as uncharacterized. The record is from RefSeq and is a predicted model, not a curated record. The coding region runs from base 91 to 489 and encodes 132 amino acids. The transcript has 5 exons. NCBI's taxonomy places the organism in Eukaryota, Metazoa, Arthropoda, Malacostraca, Amphipoda, Hyalellidae.
CACUCGCCGGAGUCACCGUAUCGAAUUCUGUUAUCAGAGCUGACCAGGAACUGCUGUGAAGAGGGGCAGUGCUGGUUCAGGUCGCCCAGGAUGACGGGUUUGUGUAGGAGUGGCAUUGAAUUUGGAUGCCAUUUCCUUGUGCUUAUGCUGCUCCAUCUCGGCGUGCGCGAAUUAUUCCUGAACGAGACAGAAAUUACAUGGGAGCGUGCUGAAAGUGGGCGGCUCAUGUCCUCCAUUCUUCACCGUUAUGCUCCGAGGUGGAAGCUUCGGACUCCUACGCCUUCUGGGUCUCGUUGCGAUGACGAAAUGAGGCCGCUGGAAAAUUUCUAUCGUCCAGAAAACGUAGUGGCACUUUUAAAUCAAACGGCGCCGCUGCGGUCGCUGAAGGAGCUGUGUCGCCUCUCCAUCCGCGCCUCCCUUUUGCCUGGGACCGUUGAUACGGGCUACGUCUACGGCUACACUGAUGCGACUACGUCGUCAACUGCCUGA